AUGCUGGUCACCCUGUGGCUGCUCAGCUCUUUUGUCCCCACUCUCUGGGCGCAGAUUGUAGUCACUUGUCCCUAUAAGGGUUUCUGUCAGCGGGCCCUACUCUCGGGCAACGAUGUUGUCUUGCAUUGUGACGAUGCUAAGGCCCUGUGGUACUUCUUUUCUCACCUGGAAGAAGAGCCCAUUCUGUUCUCCGCAAUCUCGAACCUCAAGAAAUUGCCCGGGGGCAGCCUCCAGUUAAACAACCCUCAGCCCACCCAGACAGGCCUCUACCACUGCCAAGACAACCGCAGUGCCCUCGUGGUGGAAUAUGAGAUCGAUUUCCAGGACGUGAGCAUCCUGUACGUCACACACCAAGGCCUGGGCCAGAAGCCCCUGGAGAACGAGACCCUGAACCUGGAUGGCAACGUCCUCAUCUUCACCCACUGGGAAGCCUGGCAGGACUGUAACCGCUGUGGAGAGCCAGGGGAGCGCAAGCGUCUGGGGUACUGCUACAUCGAGGAGCCGCAGGAAAAACCCAUGCCCUGCGGACUCUACGUGAGGGGAGAGAAGGUGCAGUACAGCCGCAUGCGUCCCGAGCUGCAGGUGGAUUCCUGCACUGUUCUCUGCGACCACGCCAAGGAAGCCUACCAGCCGUUCUUCAACUUUGACAUCUACCAGCCGGACAAGUUGGCCAGCAACAUGUGGCUCACCUGCCCCUUGGCUUCCAUUUACAGGUGA
This is a messenger RNA of Sorex araneus (European shrew), 717 nucleotides long. RefSeq names its product protein FAM187B-like. Bases 1 to 717 code for a protein of 238 amino acids. NCBI's taxonomy places the organism in Eukaryota, Metazoa, Chordata, Mammalia, Eulipotyphla, Soricidae. The transcript has a single exon. The record is from RefSeq and is a predicted model, not a curated record.